Nicotiana tabacum (common tobacco) is the source of this 1900-nucleotide messenger RNA. RefSeq lists its product as uncharacterized. Gene Ontology annotation, molecular function: DNA binding; DNA-binding transcription factor activity. The record is from RefSeq and is a predicted model, not a curated record. Lineage: Eukaryota; Viridiplantae; Streptophyta; Magnoliopsida; Solanales; Solanaceae.
UUCAGUUUACUGAAUAUUCAAACUCAUUUUUUUGAUGCCGCGUAUUCUCCAGCACAGCUCAUGACCUUAAGGGAUUCCUUGAGACAAGAGAUUCUCAAUUAAAAUACAACUUGAAUCUUGAAAUUUUUAACAGAAUCCACCUUUGGUUCUUGACUUUGAUAUUGCAAAGCUUCUUAUAAUCAUCUUGAAAUGAGUAUUCAGAGAUUCUUUACUCAGGAUAGAGCACAUCAGACCAAUGAGUUUUCAAGUGAUUAUACUUUAGAAUUUCCUAAAAUCUCAGCUCAAGAUUUAGUUGCUCAACAACAAUAUUCAUCACACAUGGGAUUCUGUUUUCAGCCCGAGAAAGGCCGCCAACAGCAGCAUCAGCAGACUUGUAAUUUGCCUAUUGCUACUGCAUCUUCAAAUACAAUAAUCAGCUUUUUUGGAUCCCCCACUUCAGCGUUUUUCGCGACAGAACGUUGCCUGGGAUUGACACAGUAUGAUAAUCAAGAUAAUACUUCCCAACACAUGAUCAAUAAUAAUGAUCUUAACCAAGAUCAUACUUCCCAACUCAUGAUAGAUAAUUAUGAUCUUAACCAAGAUAAUACUUCUCAACUGAUCAAUAAUUAUGAUAUUCAAUUGUCAUCAUAUGAUCCUCAACAAAGUAGAAAUGGCUUCUUGACAGAUUCAAUUGCACAACCUGAGCCUGAUUUUCAGCACAACAUUUCUCUGUCAUCAUUCAUCAGGCCAGAAUUCUCAACCAGUCAACCUCUACGUAGACAAUAUUCUUUUGCCGAUGUAUCUGAGAAAGAGAGGAUGCUGCAUCUCAAAAAUGAGUUGUUGGGAGAAUUUGAUCCUUCAUAUAGGAGGCACCCUUCAAUUCCUUUUGAUGGAAAUCAAAACUACAGUAUCUCUCAUGAUUUCUGUGGCUGUCCUUUGGAAAAUAUGAGGCAACAAUGCGCCAGUCCUUCACUCACUUCUCAUAACUCUGCAUCUUCUGGAGUAUCCAAUAAGCACAGUAAGACAAGAAUCAGAUGGAGUGAAGAUCUCCACGAGCGAUUUCUUGAGUGUGUAAAUCGCCUUGGAGGUGCUGACAAAGCUACACCGAAGCAAAUACUUAAUCUGAUGGACUUAGAAGGCUUAACCCUUGAUCAUGUUAAAAGCCAUUUGCAGAAAUACCGAAAUGCAAAGCACAUUCCAGAAUCUACAGAAACAGGGAAAUCAGAAAAGAGAAACAGUCCGGAUAAUGUUACAGAGAUAGACAACAAAACUGGAAUAGAAAUCAAGGAAGCACUGAAAAUGCAACUAGAAGUCCAGAGGUGUCUUCAUGAGCAACUAGAGACUCAGCGAACGUUACAAAUGAGGAUCGAAGAACAAGCAAAAAAAUUGAAGAUGAUAUUUGAUCAACAACAAAAAACAAACAGGGUUCUGUUGGAGAGACAAAAUUCAAACAUUUCUUCUCUUGCUGAUCCAUCCACUGCGCAUGAUGAUGUAGAAAUUUUGGUCGUAGAAGAGUUGGAAUAAUACACAUUUCCCAUCCAACACAAGUUAACUGUUAUGCUAACUACAUAAUAUUUGGAUUUUUUCCAUAGAAGUAAUCUGCAUCAGCAAUCUUUAAAGAUUUGAAAAGAAGGAGCUUACUCCUGCAGCAAAAUCAAGAACUGAUCCUUCAGAACUUGGUUCAACAGGAAAAGCUACUUGUUGAGCUAAUUAGCCUCAAGUAACUUGUAACAUAUGUAAAAUACAGUAUAAAGUCAUAGAUUGUGCUGAAAAUUAGGUAGUUCAUUCAUGGUAGAUGUCAAGGAUUCUGUUGGCUGCAUAGUUAAAAAUGUAAUGAAAUGAAAGGAAUAAAAUAAGUUGUCACUUUAAUUUUGGUAAGCUGGUGUAAAGUUCCCAACUAUUCAAUUUUUGCCAUUGGCUA